CACACGAUCGUACCAGACGCGUCUUCAGUGGAUGCUUGCGCAAUGGCGAGACAACAUUGAUUCUUCAAGUUCCUAAGCCUAUUUUCAAGUACAAUAGCGCAUUUGGUUAACCGAGUUUGCUUUUUUUUUUUCUUUUUUUUCUGAGGAUUACUGGUAAUUCUCUCCGCUUCUUCGUCAACCAUCUUCAUUGUCACUUACGCGAAUGGACAAAUCCAUCAAAUCGGCCAAGGAUGGAUCAUUUGAAGCAAUGAUGGCGCUGGCCUUGCAAGCUGGCAGAAAUCGAAGAGCCCAUCAAGCUUUUUUCCGUGUCGUGGAAGAAAACCUCAGGUUCAACACACCAACUAUCCAGGCCUUGAAGCGAGGAAGCUUCCCACUAGUCCCCUCACUCGAUCCCAAAGAUGUAGUCAAUCGGAGUUGCACUUCGAUGCUCGCACUAGCCACAGGCAUUCGUGACGGUCUCCUCCUCCAGCCUGCAUGUUUGGCGGAGUCCACUUCCUCCAUGUUCGCCCUUAUGCCCGCCAUAUCGUUCUGGUUGAGUCUCUUCUGCGAGCGCAUCAUUACACCAUCCCGAACACCCGACUUCAAGUUCAUGGACUUCCACCACGCCGUCGUAUUCAUCCUAGCCUGGACCACAAAUCAAAAAAAGCUUACGUUGGAACCGAAAAUCUUCACAGAUUAUCUCCCCUUCCUUUGGUUUAACCCUCCCCCUGGCUGUGCGAAGUACAAUCUCGACGAUGCCCGAUCAGUAUUCACUGCUGUAUAUCAUGCGGUCCUCGCAUGCGAAUCAACACCUUGGAGAGGCAUUCUCGUUGACCGGAUGGAGGAAAACAGUACACUCACCGCUAAACUCGUUGUCCAAUUCAUUGUGGACGGAUUCGCUCAUCUCCCAGAGGAACCAGAUGCGACGCUUCUCUCCCAAACUUUUUUGACCGUCGCAGCUUCCACCCUUCAGCUCUCUGUCCAAUCUCUACCCAUCCACACCGCUCUACUGAGAAACAAUAGUAUCCAAUGGAUGGCUCUUGUUUUGCGAUACGUUACCCGGCGCACCCGAUUCACCUAUGUGGCACUGCGCGUAGCUACGGAUUGCGUGUCCAGGUGUCUGCGUUACAUCCUCAGAGUCAUGCAGGAUGGGCAUUCGUACAUCUAUCAGUUCCUGGGCUACGACAUCCUCCCCUGUCUCCUCAAGGCGUUCCGCAACAUGCAUGCUCAUCCCGAGCUCAUCGACCAGGAGUUUAAAGGACUCAAGACCCUCUUGGAGGAUCAUGCUGUGGAGAUCCUACACUUGGUUAUAUCUCAUUUUGCCUACGCCUCGAUUCUGAAGCGGACCAGAAAGGCCAUCUCCAAAAUACGGCGACUGCAUGUUGACGGAUUCCUCGAAUCCAAAGACCUAGGUUUGAAGAGGGUUUGCGAAGAGUGGACCCAAUUUGUAAACAUUGCUUUUUACCGAUCUGAUAUGACGAGAUCUAUAUCUGAUUCGUCUUGCGGUAACGGACAGUGUCCUGGAACGUUUGUCGAAAAGUUUACGGUUUGUUCUGGAUGCCAGUUCACGCGGUAUUGCUCGCGGACAUGCCAAAAGGAUGACUGGUCUCGGACAUCCACUGGGCACCGCUCUCUCUGCAACGAGAUUAAAGAGAUCAGAACCAAUGCUGAUCCCUUGCCUAUGUCUUUCAGCGAUCGGAGAGCCAUUGCGACCCUCAACAGUCAUUAUGUGGAGUAUCACGAAGAAGUGCCUUCAGAGCGGGAAGAGCUGUUGGACGAGUAUACCGCAGAGAAUGGAGAGCCUGAUCCUUUGUGGCCUUUGGUUUUGGUACUGGAUUACCGUGCUAUCAAUGUCGAACCUUACCUCUAUCUCGAGUCUUCGGAACAAUGUGUUGAAGAUUGGGAGAUCGUAGUUGCGGCGCGAAGAGGGGCUGGAACCAUCGUAGGUUGGAUAAUCCCAGACGGGCAGCGUAUAGUGACAAAGGUGGAAUUGGUUCCUGUUAUGGAUCUGCCGAAAUCCGGAUAUGCUAGCACGAGGCAAGGAGCGGUGAUCGAAGUGAGGUAAGAUUAAUUAGGAAUGAUGUACGUCGUUAGAG
This is a messenger RNA of Desarmillaria tabescens, 2075 nucleotides long. RefSeq lists its product as uncharacterized. NCBI's taxonomy places the organism in Eukaryota, Fungi, Basidiomycota, Agaricomycetes, Agaricales, Physalacriaceae. The record is from RefSeq and is a predicted model, not a curated record. The transcript is spliced from 5 exons. Bases 203 to 2044 code for a protein of 613 amino acids.